AUGGGUAAGAUCAGGAUGCCCGUUCCGUCCCUGUUCCGCCGCCGCUCCAAGUCGCCGCCGCCGCAGAUGCAGCCGCAGCAGGAAGGCAAGGGCAACGCCCCCCCUGCGCCUGCGGCGACGUCGGCAGAGGAGGAGAUGGCGCGCGUGUUCCGCAAGUUCGACGCGAACGGCGACGGGCGGAUCUCGCGGUCGGAGCUGGCGGCGCUGUUCGAGAGCCUGGGCCACGCGGCCUCCGACGACGAGGUGGCGCGGAUGAUGGCCGAGGCGGACGCGGACGGCGACGGCUUCAUCAGCCUGGACGAGUUCGCGGCGCUGAACGCGACGGUGGCCGGCGACGCGGCCGCCGUCGAGGAGGACCUCCGCCACGCGUUCCGCGUCUUCGACGCCGACGGCAACGGCACCAUCUCCGCGGCCGAGCUCGCGCGCGUCCUCAGGGGCCUCGGCGAGUCCGCCUCCGUCGCGCAGUGCCGCCGCAUGAUCGAGGGCGUCGACCAGAACGGCGACGGCCUCAUCUCGUUCGAGGAGUUCAAGGUCAUGAUGGCCGGGGGCGGCUGCUUCGCCAAGAUCGCGUAG
Messenger RNA from Miscanthus lutarioriparius, 573 nucleotides. The record is from the annotation of a GenBank genome assembly. NCBI's taxonomy places the organism in Eukaryota, Viridiplantae, Streptophyta, Magnoliopsida, Poales, Poaceae.